Messenger RNA from Penicillium canescens, 513 nucleotides. RefSeq lists its product as uncharacterized. NCBI's taxonomy places the organism in Eukaryota, Fungi, Ascomycota, Eurotiomycetes, Eurotiales, Aspergillaceae. The coding region runs from base 1 to 513 and encodes 170 amino acids. The transcript has a single exon. The record is from RefSeq and is a predicted model, not a curated record.
AUGGCGACAUGGGAGGUGACUGGUUUCCAAAUCCAGACGGCUACGCCUGAGCUCAAUUCAUCCACCCUCGAUGCAGAUGGAAGCAUGCAACUGCCCGUUUAUGUCUUUAUCAAAGCGAAUGUUAAGGGUACCAAUGAUCGCUAUUAUCUGACGGAGGAAGAGCUCAAUAGCAUUGAGCUAAUCGAUUUUGGUCAUACAAACCAUCGGCUUUCAGAUGGGUGGUCUUAUUCGGACAAAGAAGAAGUAUCCGCGCCGUCGACGAGCGUCACACCCCCGUCGAGAGUGUCUGGCAAUGACAACAUCGGUGAUGAUUACCAGUUGAAAUGUUACUGGGUCUCCACGACGAAGACAGAGGACAAGAAUAUCGCUGCAUGCAUAACACAGCCUGACGGCAAAACAGUGACCACCGAGACUAGUGCGGAAGGUCCUUAUGUCAACCUUGCCGGUAGCACUACCACUAUCUUCGAGGUUGUCCCCGAAGUUACCAUAUGUCGCCCACAGGUCCUGUUCUAG